Messenger RNA from Darwinula stevensoni, 2496 nucleotides. The record is from the annotation of a GenBank genome assembly. Lineage: Eukaryota; Metazoa; Arthropoda; Ostracoda; Podocopida; Darwinulidae.
AUGGAGAAUGAUGAAGUCUGUGAUCGAGUCAUCGGGACACUUGACUUUCAACAAUGUGAUAUGUCCUAUAUUGAUGAGACACCCCUUGCCAGCCCAACAUCUCUCCAAGAAUCAACUACCAUCCAAGUUACAGAACCCAGUGGAUCACCAAGUACAAGUUUGCAAGAGGAUAUUGAUAGCCAAGAAUCCAGCAGCUCCAGAACAUCCAUUCAACAAGCCCUGGAAGAGGUCAUCAAUAAUCCAUUGCUGCAGGAACCAGAAUCACCAUCUCCUUACAAUUGCAAGAAAGAAAACAACUUUGUCCCCAUCAAAAAGGCUAAUCGGGACCUUCCAAUAGUUCUCAAUUUGAAGAGGAAUACCUCUCAAAAUGAAUAUAUGCAACGCAGGAAUUCUCUUGGGGAGAUUUUAUCACCCAUUACUGGAGAAGAUAUUAUCAUACCCUCUUCCUUACACCACCGAGAUAACUUGCUGUCCCAUAGUGAUCCCAAUCUGAUGGCUGAAGGAGCUACUUCAAGUUGCAGCAGUCUACCCUUGAAAGCAUGUAUUGCCACUCCCAGACAUGCUAAACGUAAACUCAAACUUCUGGAAGAUGGAGAAGUUCAAGUUUGUUGCAUUCCUCAGCAUCGAAAACUUCUACACAAGAUUCUCACGUCAAAGUACCUGAGGCGCUGGGAAACUCAUCAUCUCAUCCUGACUGACUCUGCCAUCAUCUCAAAGAAAAUGUUUGGAUACAUGAAAAAUCCAUUGCCAUAUAGUGCUAUAGAGGAUGUGUCCUAUGUGUUGACUUUGGGUUCUUCAGAAAGGAGUGUGAUAUGUCUUUCCAUAUUCAAAGACAUGUCCUAUCUUCUGCGGACUGGCAGUGCAUACCUUGGGGACCAGUGGUGUUAUUCCCUGAACUGGAAGAGAAAAAUUUUCAAAUCAAGGGAGAUCUUGAGGAGCACAAGUCGCUCUGAAGUAAUCUUGAGGGAAGUGAAGAAGAUGGCUGAUGAAGCUUUGCAUUCUCAGCUUCAAGACCAUUGUGUGCGGCAGAUUCCUCUUGAUGUCGUAUCUCACCUUUUUGAAGAGAAGAAUAAACUUUUGUCAGCUGAGCUCCAGCGGUCCGUCCUCUACAUUGUGGCCCCUUUGAUGCAGAACUUGAUUCCAUCGCGUGAUGUGUGCCUUUUCUUCUCCACCUUUUGUCACGAGAAUCCUCGUUCGGAAGUCAUUCGAGACAUCUUCACUCCUCUUGUUUCCCAUAUUUUGAAGCAUACUGUGGACUUCACCAAGACAUGUCACAUGAGAAAUUUCAUUCAAGAUUAUAUAUGGUCGUUGUAUUGCCAAAACAAUGGGAGGAUGGCAGUGAAAGAUUUUGUUGAGAGCAUGCAUGGUGAAAGCAGUUGCUGUCCCCAUCCCAGGGUUCUUCCAAACUUGGUAUCAGUCAGUUUGGCUGCCUUAUAUGCUUGCUUCUCUGAUGAAGUGCUGUCUGAGUCAGAUCUUGAGAGUCGUUUGGACUGUCAUCUUGCUGCUUUGGAAUCUAUGAUCUCCUUCUUUGAUUGGAGAAAAGUUAUGGCUCAGAUUUUACAACCUCUGCCUUUUCCUGAAAAGGCAUUACGCUCAGAUCUCUUCAUCAAGAGGUUCUCUGGUAUCAUCUAUGAAAUUGCAAGGGACUCUCGAUGUGAAGUCCAUCAGCUUCUACUGGGUGUGAGAGAUGAGAAAGAGAGCUGGCUUGAUUUGUAUCGCCCCUCAACUCUCUGUGAUGCUAUUCUUGAGGACCAGGAUGUGUGGGUGGUGAUGUUGGAAGCUCUCUUCUGCUGCUGUUUCCGGCGGAAGAGUUUUGUGCAGAAACUGGUGAAACACCUAUGGAUUCUUGAACUCCUGGCUGUGCGGGAGUCUCAUGUGGUACAAGAGAUCUUGUGCUGCAUGUUGGAAUGGGAUCUUGUAAGUGAAGAUGAAUCGGUGAUGCAGAUUGUGACAGCCUUGCAGAGUACUUCAUCAGGAAAGGCACAAUAUGCACUGUUGGUGGAAAAGAAGAGUUACUUGGCUGAACUGCAAAAGAAAGGAGGACCCAGGAAACUUACACUCCCCAGCCAGUCAACUGACACUGAUGUUGCCAAAUUGCUCAGUGGUGGCUCACUGGGAAACCUGGAGUGUUUGAGCCUUGCCUUCACAAAUGUCACUGGAGAUUGUGCAGAAUAUUUGAUCAGACUUCCUUCCCUUAGGUACCUCAACCUAUGGUCGACUCGGUUCUGUGACACCGGGCUCCAGUUGAUAGCUGAGCAUCUAAUGAAACUUCAGGUCCUGAAUCUGUGUGAGACUCCUGUGACUGACAAGGGUCUGCGCUGUUUGGUUUCCUUAGCUGGACUAAAGAAGCUAAACCUCAACAGUACAGCUCUUUCUCUUGGAACAUAUGAGUAUCUCAAGGACAAUUUACCAGAAUUAGAAGAGAUUGACAUUCGCUACACAGAUGCUUGGUCUGAACUGGCUCCUGCUAGCAGAGCUUGGCCCCGUAUGACAUAG